Messenger RNA from Mucor mucedo, 1569 nucleotides. RefSeq lists its product as uncharacterized. The transcript has 9 exons. Lineage: Eukaryota; Fungi; Mucoromycota; Mucoromycetes; Mucorales; Mucoraceae. The record is from RefSeq and is a predicted model, not a curated record. Bases 38 to 1387 code for a protein of 449 amino acids.
GUUGUUUUACGACAAUCCGCCGCUACAGGCGAUUUCGAUGGAUUUUCCUGUUGUAGAUAAAGUAGUCAACACAGAUAACUGCUAUUACUAUCUCUCCUUAUUGGAGAGGUUUGUCAGUGUUAUUGAAUCUAUGGAUAAAGAAGAGUUAUUGCAGUACCUGGUACGUGCAGAAUCAAGAUAUUUCAGAUGGAUCUUUUGUCCAUUGUUCAUCUCAACGAAACGUGAAGUACCACCUUUAGAUGUUGCUUUUUUUUGGCAAACUCAUAUGUUGAGUCCACUUCGAUACCAUGAAGAUAUGAUUAAACACUUUGGUGGUAACAAUGAGGACUGUCCUAUUCCAUUAAAAGACAUUCAUGAAAGUAGAUAUGAGCCUACGCCAAAGGCCUUGCACCAAUGGAUAAAAGUGAUGGGCAAGUCCGAACCUUACAUUUUCGAAGGAAGCAGAACGGAAUCAUACCAUACAAACACUAGUAUUUCAUGCAUUGUUUGUGGUAGUCCAGCAAAGACCUCAUGGAAAAGCUAUACUGAAUGGAGAACGAAUCCAGAUGUUGCUAUACGGUGUUACUGUUGCGAUGCUGAAUAUACCAUCAAGCAUUGUGGCAAAGCUAAUUUAUUUCGAGACGUCAGCUACGAUUUCAAAAUUUCUGGGCUUUCAUUUGAUAAAAAAGGGCAAUUUAACCCAAAAAAGAAUAUCAAAAUAGAAAAUUAUCUAUUGAGUAGCCAUAAUUUAGCCAAAUUACCCUUUGAUUCUGGAGGAAACCAAAUCAGAAACUUUAUGGCUACUAACCAAGAGCGCUUCAAUCCAAACGGAAAUAACACAAAAAAGAAUCAGGAACAAAAUGAAUUAAUGGGAGCUAUAAUGACAACGUAUUUUUGCACUCCUUAUCGUGGAUCCAUCGAUAUGUUAAUGGCGGUAACACGCCAGCUGAAAUUUGCGAUAAGGGUCACUUCUCAGAUUGAUUGGCAAUUACCCAAUGGUAUUAUUUAUGGAAUCAGAGGUUAUUUUCAGUUUAUCCGUAUUUUAAAGUUUUCGCCUGGUUUGGUGGGUGUACCUGACGUUGGUAUCGACCUUGCUUGGCAUACACAUAUGCUAUAUCCAGCUCGUUACCGAGAUUUUACAACCAGUCAUCUCAAAACAAUUUUAAACCAUGAUGAUUGCAUACCACCUGAAGAACUACCCUCGUUUGAAGAAAAGUUUAAUAUGGCAAAGCGUUAUUUUCUGAAAGAGGAGUCGGAAAACAAGGAUACUAAGAGUAAAGGCUCUAUUUUUAAAUGGGCAUUUACUAGUUCUUCAACUACAGCAAAAAAAGACUAUUUAGCUUUUGGCUAUCAAUCCAGAGAUGGAAAUUUUAUCAUUGAUGAUGAUAUGAUAGACCCGAACUUGUAAGUAAAAGCACCUCCCAGCAUUUAAAAACUCAAUUUGUUUUUUAGGACUAGCGUGAGUUAUCAUGACAGAAGAGCAGUGUCAGAAUUUGUUCAUUUCAACAAUUCAGAGGCAGAUCAAGAGACCUUGUUCAAAUCAGUACAACAUACAAAAUUGGGUUUUAUAGGAACAAGCACUAGUGGAGG